Messenger RNA from Chenopodium quinoa (quinoa), 1890 nucleotides. RefSeq names its product titin-like. NCBI's taxonomy places the organism in Eukaryota, Viridiplantae, Streptophyta, Magnoliopsida, Caryophyllales, Amaranthaceae. The coding region runs from base 21 to 1343 and encodes 440 amino acids. The record is from RefSeq and is a predicted model, not a curated record. The transcript is spliced from 7 exons.
CACCUACUCCAAUCAGAAAAAUGGCAGGUGCUCCUGCUGAAUAUCCUCCAGACCAAGGCAAAAAGGGUGGGAAAAAGAAAACUCCAGAAGAAGUGAAGAAAACUUCUAAGGUUGCUGGCAAAAGAAAAGCAGAUGUCAGUCCUGCCAAGAGAAAUGCUGGAAAGAGAAAAAAAAUACAAGAAGUACCAUCAGAUGAACCAUCUCAAGAUCCUACUGAUGAAAGUUCUACUGACAGUGAUGAUGAUAGUGAAGAGUCAGUUUAUAGAGAAGAAGCAGAGCCUGUCAGUGAGGAUGAUUAUGAGGUGGAGGAAGAGGAAGAAGUAAAGCCAAGGAAGAAACAGGCAAAGAAAGGGAAUUCAGUGAAGGCAAAGGCUGAAAAGCAGGAGCAAAAGAUGGUACUGUAUGAUGAAGGAAAGAUUGAAGGUAGGGGAAAAAAGAAAAUGAAAACUGAAAUGGUUCAAGCAAUGGAAACUGAUGAAGUUGAGGAAAUUCAGGAAGAUGAAUUUGAGGAAGAGAAAUCUUCAAAGAGAGGAGGACAUAUGAAGUUCAUUGCAUGGAUAAAAAAGAUGACACCUACCCAAAAACAACAACUUGUUGAUAUAGGGUUAGUAUCACUUCUUGACAUUAGUUUACCUCAACUUGAUCAAAAGUUCUGUAAUUGGUUAUUGGGAAGUUUUGAAGAAAAUAGCCAGUGUUUUGAACUACCAAAGAAUGAAAAAAUAGAAAUUGAGGUAGAGGAUGUUAGGGUAGUUUAUGGCUUGCCUACAGGAGAAAUUCCAAUUGUUGAGCCAAAGUCUGAUAAAAUUAGUGAGGAGUAUGCAGAAUUUCUGAAGAAAUGGAGAAAAUCAUGGUCAGGAAAAACUCCAUCAGUGAGUCAGAUUGUGAAUGGAUACAUAAAUGAUAAAUUCACCAACAACAGACCACCAAGUGAACAUUUCAUUACUAACUUUUUAGCAGUGGCUGUGAACUGCUUGAUGAAAUGUGUAUCAAACAAUCAAUGCCAUUUCAAAUUUCUUUAUUCUAUGAUGGACAAAGAAAACAUAAAAAAUUUGAACUGGUGUCAGUUUGUAUAUGACUCACUUAUCAAAUGUCAUGUUGAUUGGAGAAAGCAGCAAGGCAAGGGGUUCUACAAAGGCCCUCUUCAAUUUCUGAUGUUGUUCUAUUUUGAUAGAGUUCAGAGGUUAGACAAAAGGCCUCCAAGAACAAUUCCUAUCAUAUCUGCAUGGAAUAGAGACAUGGUUCUUGAGAGAUUGAAGAUUGAAUUAGAAUUGGGAUUUGGGAGAGGGAAAAUUCUACCAAGGAUUGCUACAGAAGUUGAAGAAAGUCCUAAAGUUAUAAAAUGAUCACUUUUGUUAGCAUAAAUGUUCAUUUGUAUAAUCUGAAAUGUUCAACUGCAUAAUUUUUAAUAUUCAUUCAUAUAGGUUUUUAUGGAUGAUUUUGUUUCCCUGGUAAAAACAACUUGUUCAAACCUGUCAAAUCUUUCUUCAAAAUUGGUGAAGGCAAAGGAUAUCUUCCCUGGAAAUGACUUGGUGAAAAAAGUUGAUGAAGUUUUAGGAAAGGUGGCAGCUAGGGAACCAUCAAUUCUAAGCCAAGAUGAAGAAUUCUUUGGCAGUGAGGAUUUCCUAAAUGCACUUGCACAAGCUGAGAAGAAUCUGAUGCAAGGGUCUGAAAAGCAAACAACUGAGAAGCAAAUGACUGGGAAGAAAUUAACCAAAAAGGGAAAGGAAAAAGAACAAGAAUAUGACAUCAGAAAAGCUUUCAGCUUGGGGUUGACUCCACCUUCUCCAGCCAUUGAAACAGGGCCCACCUCUUCAACACUUGGUGAUAUAAUUGAACAACCAAUAAUUUCAACAAAUGCUGGAGAAAAGGAUGUGGGUAAAACUUCAGCAG